Molecule: messenger RNA, 2703 nt
Organism: Dichomitus squalens LYAD-421 SS1
Lineage: Eukaryota; Fungi; Basidiomycota; Agaricomycetes; Polyporales; Polyporaceae
Exons: 4
Coding region: 365-2515 (716 amino acids)
Biological process (GO): transmembrane transport; monoatomic cation transport; intracellular calcium ion homeostasis
Cellular component (GO): membrane
Molecular function (GO): monoatomic cation transmembrane transporter activity
Source: RefSeq, a predicted model, not a curated record
CUACGGCCGAGCCCGAUGCGUUUGGCGGGUAUCUGAGAGACGAAUGGAGGGCUCUCUCGCUCGCGCAUCUCAGACCCUCGGAGGUUGCGUCAUGCCCAGGAGCUUGCUCUGCUUCCUUGUGUGCACUACGGCCCAGCGGGCCCGUUCACGCCCUAUGACUGGUCACGCGACUCGGCAGAAGCAAAUUAUACUGGCACGCACUGGAGCACAUCUCGUACUGCACCAGACCCGACCGUUGCGACCGGGAGGACGUUGGCAUCUGGUGUGGAGUCGGUACUCACCAAAUGUAUUGUCUCCAUAGGCAUGUCAACCGCUCUCCGUCCCGCCCGAAGAACAAUGUACGCAUGUCAAGGAAGUGUGCGACAUGGACCGAACUUUCCUCGACAUUGGUUACCUCGAGUCCUACUUCUGCGCAGAUACCGCCGCCCGCCCGCCCCUCUUCGUCGGCUACGCCGUCUGGCUCCUUUUCCUCUUCUCGACCCUCGGCAUCUCCGCCUCUGACUUCUUCUGUCCUAAUCUCGGCACGAUCGCGCACCUGUUAGGGCUUGACGAGAAUGUUGCAGGCGUCACCUUCCUUGCCUUUGGGAACGGCUCUCCGGACAUGUUCGCGACGUUCUCGGCCAUGCGGAGUAACUCUGGAGGCCUCGCGAUCGGCGAACUGCUGGGUGCCGCAGCGUUCAUUACAUCGUGCGUGGUCGGCUCCAUGUGCAUCAUUAAGCCGUUCAAGGUUUCGCGCGGGCCGUUCCUGCGGGACGUCGGUUUCUUCACCGUCGCGGUCAGCCUGCUGCUUAUCGUGCUCUGGGACAACAAGCUCGAGGCAUGGGAGGCGGCUGCCAUGAUUGUGCUCUAUGCCGUGUACGUGACCGCUGUCGUCAUAGGCAGCUGGUGGAGAAGGCGAGAAGAGAAGCGCAGGCGCUUGGAGGCGCUCAUGCGAGCCGAGUACGCAGACGAAGAGCACUAUCACGACGAGGAGCCCUAUAUUGACGAGCCCUCCUUCUCUCAAUCACCGUCCACGCAGACCCUGCAGGUUCCCUCGCCCUACUCGCGCGCACGCUCCAUCUCGCAUCCUGACCCACCUCGGCUUGGAGUACAGACCAACCUGCCGCAACGUCCACGCACGCGCUCGGUCUCACCUUCAUCUCCGCCGCUCAACCACAUGCCCUCCUUCUCCCUUGUCGGCGCACUCGAGUUCAGGCGUGUGGUCUCCUCGCUGCAGCGCGAUGCCGCGUCCGCCUCGCUAUCGCCCUUCGAGAGCCCGCUCACGCCGUACUCGUAUCGGCGAUCCCGACAUAGCCUGCGCUCGGGAUCCCACACGCCGCUCCGCUCACCCAGCGGUCACGGCGAGCAGUACAACCCUUGGGAUACAGCGCUGGGAGUGCCGCUGGACGAGCGCCCCGCGCCUCCCGUCGCGCAGCUCACUCCCGGGGAAUCUCCGCUCGAGGGAGGAGAGCACACGCGCAUCCCCUCCAUCUCGCACACGCCCGCCUCCCCCACCUCCGUCGCCGACACGGACGCGGAGUCGCAGACGUGCGUCGAGGUCCCGCGCACGCGCAGGCAGCGCGUGUACAAAGCCGUCGCGCACGUAGGGCACAUCCUCUUCCCCACGCUGCACGACUUCUGGAGCAAGUCCUUCCUGGGCAAGAUCGCCGCGGUCCUGGCCGCGCCCGCCGUCAUGGCGCUGACUCUCACCCUGCCUGUCGUCGUGACCGCGCACGAGAGCCCGGAGUCGUCAGAGAAGAGGCGGCACUCCGCCGCGGGGUCGAGCGUGAGCCCGCUGAUCGACUUUGAGGAAGAGGGCGUGGAGCGCACGCUGAUCGCGGAAGACGAAGUCGAGGAAGAGAUGCACGAGCUCAAAUUUAACAAGUGGCUAAUGGCCGUCCAGUGCUGCCUUGGGCCGCUGUUCUGUGCUGCCGUCCUGUUAGAUGGCAUGAAGCGCGAGGGCUGGCAAUUGCUAGCCACUGGCGUCACUGGGCUCACAGCGGCGAUCCUCGUCGCCGUGUUUGCGGACAAAGGGCUCUCUCCGGCCGCACAGCUCGCGCGGUGCGCCAUGGGCUUCGUCGUCGCGGUGGUUUGGAUCAUGGCGAUCGCCGACGAAGUCGUUAAGGUUCUUCAGACCUUCGGGUUCAUCUUCGGGCUCUCGGACGCCAUCAUCGGCAUCACGAUCUUCGCCAUAGGCAACUCCCUCGCCGACCUCGUCGCGAACAUGUCCGUCGCGGUCUUCGCGCCUAUCAUGGGCUUCUCCGCGUGCUUCGGCGGGCCGAUGCUCAACAUCCUCCUCGGCGUCGGCAUCUCGGGCUCGUACAUCGUGCGCCAGACGGGAGUGCCCUACCCGCUCCACUUCUCGCCGUCGCUCGUCAUCACGGGCACGGGCCUGCUCGCGUUCCUGCUGGCGACGCUGGUGUUCGUGCCCAUGAACGGGUACCUCUUACCCAGAACGUGGGGCGUGUCGCUGAUCUGCGCGUAUUUGGUCCUGAUGGCCGCGAACAUCGUAGUAGAGGUCAUGGGGAGUCAAUGACACUGGCGCUUGGGUCCGGGGAAGGUUGAGGCUGGUAGUGUCGCUGGUGUUGUCGCUGUGCUGGUAUACGUAUUCACUUAUCGUUACAUGUCCUCUCACCCGCGCUUCGCUGUCCGUGUUUAGUACUAAUCGCUAUUGCAGUCUAUGUAUCGUUGCACAGUUAUUGCCCGCAUCUCACCUAUCGUACC